AUGGGCAUGAGUAGUUUCCUAAGAAUUAAUGUAUUGCUCAUGAUCAUACUUUUUGUUGGAUUGUAUUUAUGUGAUAAACCCACCACCACCACAACAGAUAUUCUUCUAGACAAGAUUACUUAUUGUUUAUCCCAUGAAAACAUCAGUAAUUUCACUGUAUAUCCUUAUAAAAUGGACAGUGAUUCCCCACUAGUUUACUUUAAGCUACUUAACUUCUCCAUUCAGAAUCUCCGUUAUGCUGAACCAACAGUCCCAAAGCCCAUUGCCAUCAUUUUGCCAGAGACUAAAGAGCAGCUAAUCGACACUUUUCUGUGCUGCAGAAGAUCAUCAUCAUCCUCCUCCUCCUUGGAAAUCAGAGUAAGGAGCGGUGGCCAUGGCUACGAAGGAACGUCUUCUUCGGUGGCCACUACUGAUGGAACUCCUUUUGUCAUUAUUGACUUGAUGAAUCUAAACCGUGUUUCUGUUGACCUGGAAUCCGAAACCGCUUGGGUGGAAGGGGGUGCAACACUAGGAGAGACGUACAGUGCAAUUGCUAAAUCAAGCAAGGUUCAUGGGUUCUCGGCUGGGUCGUGCCCAACUGUAGGGAUCGGAGGCCACAUUGCCGGCGGUGGAUUUGGUCUUUUGUCCCGGAAAUACGGAGUUGCAGCCGAUAAUGUGGUGGACGCAAUUCUUGUGGAUGCAGAUGGACGAUUGUUGAACCGACAAGGGAUGGGAGAAGAUGUGUUUUGGGCCAUCCGUGGUGGGGGUGGAGGUAUUUGGGGGAUUGUUCACGCAUGGAAGAUCAAAUUAUCGAGAGUACCAGAAACUGUAACAGGUUUUAUUGUGUCUAGGCCUGACACAAAACGUAACGUGGCCAAGCUGGUGCACAAGUGGCAAUUCGUUGCACCCAACUUACAUCAUGGCUUCUACUUAUCUGUUUUUGUGGGUGCUAAUCUGCCGGAAACCAACAAAACCAUCGCAAUAUCAGCCACGUUUAAAGGGUUCUAUCUAGGCCCAAGAAGCAAAGCUGUGUCCAUCCUCAACCGAGUCUUUCCUGAGUUGGGUAUCAAGGAGGAAGAUUGCAAGGAAAUGAGUUGGAUUGAGUCCAUUCUUUUCUUCUCUGGAUUAUUAUUGCCGGCUGACGUCGACCAUGAUUCUUCUACCACCACUACUGGUAUUGACCUAUUGAAGGAUCGUUAUUUGCAUGACAAAGGGUAUUUCAAGGCCAAAUCAGACUACGUGAGAGUCCCCAUAUCCAUUAGUGGAAUAAGGGUUGCACUUGACAUACUUGAUGAGGAACCAAAAGGGUAUGUUAUUUGGGACCCUUAUGGGGGAGUUAUGCAAAAUAUAAGCUGUGAAUCCAUUCCCUUUCCUCAUAGAAAUGGUAACCUUUUCAACAUUCAGUACCUUGUGGCUUGGGGAGAAGAAGAAGAAGAUAAUUCCAAUAAAAGCAGCAGACAGUAUAUGGAUUGGAUAAGAAGAUUGUAUCAUUCAAUGACGCCCUAUGUUUCGGCCGGACCCAGAGCAGCUUAUGUCAACUACAUGGACCUGGACCUUGGAGUGAUGGAGGAUGAGACGUUGCUAAUUAAUACUACCACUACUUCUCCAAGUGUGGAUGCUGUGGAGAUGGCUAGGGUUUGGGGUGAGAAGUAUUUCUUAAAUAACUACGAUAGAUUAGUUAGAGCCAAGACACUUAUCGAUCCACACAACAUUUUCAAGCAUCAACAAGGCAUUCCUCCAUUGUCCUCCUCUCUUGUUAGUAGUGUAAGGGCAGAGGUUUGA
Molecule: messenger RNA, 1761 nt
Organism: Cornus florida
Lineage: Eukaryota; Viridiplantae; Streptophyta; Magnoliopsida; Cornales; Cornaceae
Product: berberine bridge enzyme-like D-2
Exons: 1
Coding region: 1-1761 (586 amino acids)
Molecular function (GO): FAD binding; oxidoreductase activity
Source: RefSeq, a predicted model, not a curated record